AUGUGUACCUUUAAUAACCCUGUUCACAAACAACUCGUUCUUCACCUACAAGGCCAUAUCUGUGGUCCUGCUAUCCACCUCCUUAUCCCCGAUAAUAUUGAACAAGAUAUUCUCAGAGCUAUUCACAUCGUGGCUGAGAGAACUGCUACUCAGGUUGCUAGACCACCAUCUCCUCACAUCGACCAUCAUAUCCAUGUCGCACCACUGCCACCCUACCCUGUCCCUGCACCUGCUGCAGAUGAGAUCCAUACUACCACAGAACACCCGCCUGCUCCUACUCUUGUGCCUAUGGUACCUGAUCAAGUAUCACCUAUCGGUCCUUCGGAAUCAGCAGUUGAGACAAUGUCUCCUGCCCACCACACCACCAUUAGAACCACUCCAGUCAGAUGUUGUCCCAACAGAUACUACAGUGACCUAUCUCCGUAUUAUAUGAGUGAACCGACAUACAUAAUAUCCCGUAUAAGACGGGCCAGCGGACCAUGGGCCGAUGGUAGAAAUAUCCUCAACUAUGAUGGAUGGGCUGGGAGAAAUAUUAUUCCCAAUGGAGGCGGGUGGGCCCAUAUUGGGAAUAUGUAG
Messenger RNA from Suillus subalutaceus, 576 nucleotides. RefSeq lists its product as uncharacterized. The record is from RefSeq and is a predicted model, not a curated record. The transcript has a single exon. Bases 1 to 576 code for a protein of 191 amino acids. Lineage: Eukaryota; Fungi; Basidiomycota; Agaricomycetes; Boletales; Suillaceae.